AUGGCUACGUUACGCUUUGGGCAGCACAUCAUAAAGUCCUCGGCUGUGUUUUUGAAGACGGAGUUGUCCUUUGCACUAGUCAACCGAAAGCCGGUCGUGCCUGGCCAUGUUCUAGUUUGUCCUCUUCGCAUUGUCUAGAGAUUUUGAGAUCUUCACCCUGAUGAGGUGGCAGAUCUGUUCAUGACCACACAGAAAAUAGCCAGCGUGAUUGAGAAACACUUCCAGUUAUCCUGCCUAACCAUCGCCAUACAGGACGGACCUGAGGCAGGACAGACGGUGAAGCAUGUCCAUGUUCACGUGCUUCCGAGGAAGGCUGGAGACUUUGAGAAGAACGACAGCAUCUAUGAUGAGCUCCACAAACAUGACCAGGAAAGCGAGGAUGGUCCUUCCAAAUGGAUAUCAGAAGAGGAGAUGGCCAAAGAGGCGACAGAAUUACGCAGCCUCUUCAACUAG
Molecule: messenger RNA, 453 nt
Organism: Sinocyclocheilus anshuiensis
Lineage: Eukaryota; Metazoa; Chordata; Actinopteri; Cypriniformes; Cyprinidae
Product: bis(5'-adenosyl)-triphosphatase-like
Exons: 5
Biological process (GO): negative regulation of proteasomal ubiquitin-dependent protein catabolic process; intrinsic apoptotic signaling pathway by p53 class mediator; diadenosine triphosphate catabolic process
Cellular component (GO): plasma membrane; nucleus; cytoplasm
Molecular function (GO): ubiquitin protein ligase binding; bis(5'-adenosyl)-triphosphatase activity
Source: RefSeq, a predicted model, not a curated record